CCAUCAUCAUCAUCAACAACAUCAACAUCUCUUUCAACACCAAGACGUCUUAGCUUCAAAUCUCAUGUUCGACGAUUCUACUUUUUGAAACAACAGCGAGGUGAUAAUACAACUGAUAAUACAAACCAAUCUAUUGAUACACUGGAUGAUAAUGGACUUGGAUUUGUACAAUAUAAAAGUGAUCGUAGAUUAUAUUUAUUCUGGUUACCAUUAUUGAUAGUUACUAUUGGUCUUCUUUAUUAUCAAAUUUUGGGUGAUCGUACUCUUCUUACUCUAUUGCAAGAUAUAAUUCCUUUCCGUCGACAUGGAUUAAGUUCUAUAGUUGGAUACUAGUCUUGGAAUGUAUGUAUGAUUUUUUUUUGUUUCUUUCUUUCCUUCCUUUCCCUUCCCCAUCCCUUCUUUGUUUUUUAAUUCUUUUUUCAUUUAUUUAUUUAUUAUUAUUCCAUUUUUACAUAUAUAUAUAUAUAUGCCUUUUUCUUUCCUUUUAUAUUCAUGCUUUUGUUUUAUCAAGUUCCCUUACCUUCUUCCUUUGUCACUUUUUUUGAUAUUGUAUUAUUUGGAUACCAUUUGAUUGUUAUAUAUAAAUAUAUAUUCCUUAUUUCUGCUUUUUUUUUCUCAUCAAUAAUAAAACCUGAUAUUUUGUCCAUAUA
Messenger RNA from Halteromyces radiatus, 650 nucleotides. RefSeq lists its product as uncharacterized. The transcript has 2 exons. Bases 345 to 545 code for a protein of 66 amino acids. The record is from RefSeq and is a predicted model, not a curated record. NCBI's taxonomy places the organism in Eukaryota, Fungi, Mucoromycota, Mucoromycetes, Mucorales, Cunninghamellaceae.